CAUCAUCCAAAUCCAGCCCAAAGAAUCUUCCAAAAGCGAAUCCUGUCUUCCCCAAAAUUCCCUCGAAGAGAACGCAAAGAUUAUCGUACGCAGCUGUAUCGCGGGCCGAGAAGAUGCAGGCGAGUAGGCCCCGGGAUGCACGGGAGGCCGGGGCGACUGGAAUGGAGCUGGAAAUGGGAGGCUGCGGGGGAAGUGGAUGCCAGCCGGUGUGUGUUGAUGCAAGUGCGGUGACUGUACGGUGGUGACUGGCGGAGUCAGUCAGUCAGUCAGUCAGUCGGCUCGGCACCGGCCGCGACGCACGAUCGCCGUGGAUUUUUCUUGCUUUCGUUACACGCACACACCUCGUCGCGACUUCAGUGCGCCUAAUCGACAUCUUUGUUGUUCGGCCCAGUUUUUCCGACUACCUUUCGAAAUCCGCUUUCGCGGUUACCGGUGUUGUCAGUGUGCCACUCCGGGAUUAUACCGGGUCUGCCGAAACUUUCCACGAUUACGACCGGCAACAGGGUGAUGAUGUAACGGGACUUUCGCUGUCGCUGCAGUGAAGCAACGAUGUCCACGCAAUGCAAUCGCUUCGUGCAGAACGCAUGGAAGAAGGAGCUUUGUUCGAACUGCUUCAAACCGAGAGAGGAACAUACGCUGCCAGAUGACACGCUCAGGCUGAACAUUGGCAGGGCCUUGAACCACGUCAAGACCGAUAAUGUCAAGAUACAGAGUAUCCUGCGCGGCAGGACAGUCUGUCAGAAAGGUCAGAAGAAGAAGACGGUGGCGUUCACGGAAUAUCUGACGGAGAUAAUCGGCUACGGGGGAGAUGACUUCUUCUCGGACGCAGACGACGAAGACGAGCAAGAUCUGGCCGAGUCAUUCAAUACCGAUGACGAACUAGUGCCAGACAGCGAAGAGGAACGAGCAUUGGGUAACCUGACGCGUGCCAACACCAAUUUCAAUACGAUUACUGCCAAUCUGACGGAGAUCGUCUCCACGAACGAGACGAGCAAAUCGUCGUCGACGAAAUCCUUCGCGUCCUUGAUGCUGGGAAGGAUACAGAAGGAUUCCGAGGGCAAGAAGACCACGCUGUUGGUUUCGGUUACACCGUUCGGGGGCGAUGAGUCUCUGCCGACUGCCAAGAGACCCAGCGAUAAGAAGGUUAAUGGAUUCGUCAAUGGCUUCGUUGCUAACCCGACUAGGUGUAAGAGUGAUAAUGAGAAAGUGGAGCAGACGCCGUCAAAAGCCGCGAAGAAGAUUGACGCGGAAGCAAAGAAGGACGAGAAGAAGGAGCAGAAAUACCCCACGGGAAUGGAGAAGAUCGUGGACAUGCCUCUGAUCGCGUCUAACAACUUAAUCUCCGUGAUCCAGCGGAACGAGUCGACGGAGUUCAAGGAUAAAACGGAGGUUAACGACGUCAACGAGAUCGGUAAAUCGGACAAGAAGACCGUCUAUCGUCCACCUAAGAAGCCGGACGAGAAACCAAAAACGGUUCAACCGGUUCAAAAUGGCGGGAAGAUGGAGUACGACUUCUCAGGGAGGCUCUCAAAGAACGACUCGAAGGGCAUCGAGUUGACACUGACUCCUUUAUCAAAAAACGACGAUCCAGCUGAGAGAGACAGGUUGAAAGAGGUCCGUAAAGUGGAGACACCUCCAGAGACUCGAAAAGCGGAUGGACAAGCCUCUCCCGUGAAGUUCACUUUUGAAGAAAGCAGAGAGUCGGCUGGGGAACCGGAUGGAAAGGCGGACGAAGAGGAAGUUGUCGAACCACCCGCGAUACCCAGGAGUCCCUUACCUGUGGAGGUUACUCUUCAGGACAAAACUGUCGCCACGGAACCGAGACCUUCGUUUCUUCAUGGGGCGGUCAAUUCGGAAUGCAAAGUGAAACCCGUGGUGCCACAGAAACCUGUGAGCUUCAUGGCUAAGGGCUCUGAGGCGGGGCAGAGCAAGAAGAGCUACGUACUGCCGCCGCCUUCUGUUCAGAAUGUUGCGAGGACUGCUCAGAGCAUAGGUGUUCCAUCUUCAGACCAGACCUCCUGUCGAUCGAUACCCAAAGAGAAGUUCGAGGAGCAACCAGUAGUGGAUCAGGUCGUAGGGUCUUGCGAGGAGAAUCAGAUCUCGCGGGUUCAAGGAGUGCCGAAGACCGCGUGCCAGGCGGUCGAACCCGCGACGAAACCCGAGUUAAAGUCUCCAGUCAAGGCACCGCGGACGGCGGACGAUGAGACGGCGGAGGAGGAGGAAGUUUUUGAGUCCAUCCGGUCGCCCAACAAAAGGAGGAUGGCGCCCAAGCCACCCGCGGCUGAUUUAUCUGAGGAAUUAGCCCCGAGUUCUUCGCUGUUCGCCAGGAACCCCGUGGCGACCUUGAAAUCAGAUUCGCCGGUGGUCAGAGAGAAAGAGAAGAGAGAGAGAGCGUCAUCGUGUAGCCCCAAGUUCAGGAAGGCCGUUUCGGACCUGCCGGAUCCGACCAACCAGUCUUCAGAUCCCGCGUCCAGGAGGACGAUAUCCCUGUCGCAGGACAGUCUCACAAGCGGACCUGAGACUAGAGAAGAGAAGAAGCGCGGUAGAUCUCGCUUUUCUUUGAAGAGAUUCCUCAGGAUGGGCUCCAGAAAGGACGUCGACAUGGUGAACGGAUCGUCGAACUCCAGGAUCGACGAGAUCCCGUCGACACCGCAGCCCAAACCACGCUUGGAGAUAAUCCAUCCGCUAGAGCUGGAUGGCGCGGCCGUCGAGGUGGUCGGCAACGACAGGAUCAGCAGGAUAAGCGAGGAUCAACCCGAUUCAGCGGGCAGGAACGACGCGGGACGAGCUACUCGAUCGCCGCCGAUGUCCACCGGAUCUCAGGCUACCGCGAGACCCGGAAAACCACCACCACCGCCAAGGAACCAGUCCCUGGAGGAUUGGUCGAGACUGGAUGCAGCCAACAAACCGGUCAGACCACCACCGCCACGCGUGGAAACCAAACUGCCGGCAAGAAGCGACAAACCUUCUAAAUCAACGUCAUCCUCGUCGUCCACGUCCUCGUCUUCGUCAACGUCGUCCGCGUCGUGGCAGCCAACCACGACCUCAGACUCGAUUUACGCGAAUCUGGCAGCGGAGGAUGUUACAGGUGAGGUGCGCAGCUCGUUGGCACCCUCGAAACCGCAAAGAACCGCCAGCAUGAGGGACCAAGCCACCUCGCAACCGAUCCUGAAGAAACACGGAUCCUCCAGUCCGGCCCUUAAUCAGGAUUACGAGUCAGUCGCGGUCGCCGCACCACCCACGUCCGAUUCUCUGACAUCUAACGACAGUCAUGUUUACGAGUGCCUUUCUAGCUCGCCAGAGUGCGAUUCGAAUCUCGAGCUACGACACGGGGGUGGAUCUCAUCUCACCUGUAAGAGGAAAUCCGACAGCAACGCGAUGGAACCCGCUGCGGAAUUCAAAUUCCAUCAUCAGACGUUCGUCAGAUCGACUUCGCUUCCGUAUUGCGGCAGCGAGACCGAGAGCGAGUUGUACGCUCCCUAUGGUUUCUACACCGGCGACGAGGGCCCUGAGGAGGAUCAGGACUGGAAGAAUAAGGACGACGAAUUAAGGAUAAGCCGAUUGAGGCAACGCAGAGGUCGCAGUAUAGUUCAUCGGAGCCUCGAGGAUAAUUACGGCGCCGUCGUCGUCGCCAAUCACGAGGCUCUUGCGCAGUUUCUCGAACAGCUGAACCAAACGCCUCAAGUGCCAGUCGGGCUGCGAGCACUGAAAAAUACGAAUCCCCGUAUAAGCCACUUCAACAUCGACGCCAAUACGUCGAUUACCGUCGGCAGAAGAAUAUUUUACUCAGCGACGUGGAACGAGAUGAACGUCACUAUCUGCGUCGCCUUCGAUCUGGCCACACACGUGUCACGGAAGGAAUUUUAUUUGGCACCUAUAAUCGAGUUUAUAGACAGCGUGCCGAAGGAAAUUACCGAGAGAGCGGGUCUUCCGGGGAACAAGCAGCCUGAGGUAACGAUUUCCGUUUUACCGCGUCUGCAAGUGAACACCAUACAAUCCUUCGGUACGAUGACCAAGGACAUGCACGACGAAGGAACGAUCCGAGAAGCCUCGUUCGUGCUUCUGCAAUUCGUCACAGCGUUGAAGAGUCUGCAAGCGAGAGGAAUCGAGGAAUCUGCGAGGAGUUUGAACAACGUGGUGCUGUGCAGAGAGGACAAGGACGCCUAUUACAGGCUAUAUCUUCUUCAGGGAUUGAACGUGGAGAUGAACGAGGAACGGGAUGAGGAGAGGGUCUCCUUGUGUCAGUGCGCCCUCGUCGCUCUUCAGCAACUCAACCUCGCGAACAGGCUACCCGUGAUUCAGGAGCUGCUGAUGAGGGAGAAGGCUGUCACCUUGUCUCAGGUGAAAUCAGUCCUGGAAUUUUCUCUGUGGGGUCCAGCGGACGUGACCCUGGGCGGACCAAGGGACAGAGAGGUGACCCUUCAAAGAUGGCUAGAUCUGGAGAGAGCUAACGUUCUUCAUGCUCUGGUGAGGACAAGGACACCCCUGACCGUCACGGACGAAUACCAAUUGCUAUUCUUGGUUCGAACCAGCGCGAAAAUUAUGGGCCAAGCGUCAUUGCUGUUGGACGAGCAACGAACCAGGCUGGCCAAAGCUCGCUAAUCGGCCCCUUUUUCCGUAAAACUAAUGCCAAACGAACCGGUGAACGUUUCGUGGACGAAAUACGUUCGAUGUUCAACGAAGCUGACAUCGGUCGAACGUGUCUUUAGGAGACCGGUUUGUACAGAGAUCCAAAAGAUCUGACAAUUCAGGAAGACAUUCGAGUGCCAAUGCUCAAAGUGCUAAGUGGACUACUCUCUAUCCACGCAUCUUUUAUAAAUAAUCACUUCCUAUAUGUAUUAUCUUAUUAACUGUUUGUAUAAAUAAAUUGUUCGAACGUGGAA
Messenger RNA from Megachile rotundata (alfalfa leafcutting bee), 4883 nucleotides. RefSeq lists its product as uncharacterized. NCBI's taxonomy places the organism in Eukaryota, Metazoa, Arthropoda, Insecta, Hymenoptera, Megachilidae. The record is from RefSeq and is a predicted model, not a curated record.